Messenger RNA from Guyanagaster necrorhizus, 1990 nucleotides. RefSeq names its product natural resistance-associated macrophage protein. Bases 131 to 1615 code for a protein of 494 amino acids. Gene Ontology annotation, cellular component: plasma membrane. The transcript has 6 exons. The record is from RefSeq and is a predicted model, not a curated record. Gene Ontology annotation, molecular function: manganese ion transmembrane transporter activity; cadmium ion transmembrane transporter activity. NCBI's taxonomy places the organism in Eukaryota, Fungi, Basidiomycota, Agaricomycetes, Agaricales, Physalacriaceae. Gene Ontology annotation, biological process: manganese ion transport; intracellular manganese ion homeostasis; iron ion transmembrane transport.
CGUCGAUCCGGUCUGCCGGUGGGACAGGUUCCUCUGUGCUGUUCCACUAUAUUGGGUUGCUUUUUUACUUAUUAUCUGCUCGUGCUUGUUGCCAUGCCUUGUGCUUCCUCUAUUGUCUGCCUGUUCCUCGAUGCCUUUACUGCAAUUUCUUCGUUUCUGGCACACUGUACUGUAUCAUGUCAAAGCUCACGUAGGCAUGGGCAUUGUAUGCGCCGUAGCUUAUUUCGACCCUGGAAAUUGGAGUGUCGAUCUCCAGGCAGGCUCCAGUUUUGGCUACAGACCGAUGCUGUUCGUCGUCCUCAUGGCCGGUCUGGGCGCUAUUGUCCUACAAACGCUGUCCUGUAAACUGGGAUGUGUAACAGGCCUUGACCUAGCAGCCCACUGUCGUAUCCUCUUGCACGAUCAUCCUAAGCAUCCCCUUCUUGUACGGCGUCUCAUUCUCUACCCCCUAUACGUUCUAUCUGAGGUAGCCAUCAUCGCUACCGACCUUGCAGAGCUCUUAGGAUCCGCCAUUGGAAUUUGUCUUAUCUUUCCAUCCCUCCCGCUUUGGGCUGGAGUAGUAAUCACAGCUCUUGACGUCUUUCUCUUUCUCCUCAUCUCUGACCCCACUCACAAGCAUAGCCGACUGUUUGAAAUGGUUGUUAUCGUCCUGGUCGUGUCGGUGUUCGCUUGUUUCAUUGUGCUCAUUGUCAAAGUUAAGCCUGAUUGGCCGGGAGUAUUUAUGGGGUAUAUACCAUCCAAAGCACUCUUCAAAUCGGACCCAGAUGCCGUCUACUCAGCCGUAGGAAUUCUGGGUGCAACGGUCAUGCCGCAUGCUCUCUUCCUGGGCUCAUUCAUGGCGACUCAAGACCGGCGCUCGCCGGCUCUGUGUACAGAUCAUGUUGCUGGACCUGAGCUCCCUCUGGUAAACCUUUCUUCACGCGUCAGUAAGGGAAUUAGAGAGCUAUUUGCCGUGUCUACCGCAGACAAAAACAUCCAUGCCAUUGAGGCGAAGAGGGAAAACCAUUCUCCUACAUUCAUACAGCAGCACCUCAAGCAUGAAAUGGUAGACGUUAUCUCAAGUUUACUAUUUCUAGCUGUCCCGAUUAAUUCAGCCAUCUUGAUAAUGGCCGCCACAGUAUUUUACUCUGAGUCCGAGCCGGAUGAGAUCAUCAUGGCCGGUCUCUUUGAUGCACACGAUUUGAUAAAAGCGAGGAUCGGCAAGGGCGCCGCCUUCGUAUUUGCCCUUGCCCUGAUUUCGGCAGGACAAACAUCGGGGAUAACAGCUACUCUUGCUGGCCAGAUCGUCUCGCAAGGGUUCAUCAACUGGGGUGUGUCGCCUUUCCUUCGGCGUCUGCUUACCCGUGCGCUCGCACUGGUACCUUCAGUCGUUGUAGCCAUUGCCGUGGGCCGUGCUGGCAUCGACAGUCUCCUCGUCGUCUCCCAGGUGAUUCUGAGCGUCGUCCUGCCGUUCGUGGCAUUCCCACUCAUCUGGCUCACGUCCUCGAGGCGCGUUAUGCGCGUGGAGGGUGGUCAAGACCAUAGCAACGGGUGGAUCUUGGCCGUCGUGGCGUAUGGGAUAUGGGGAGUGGUCCUGGUCGCUAAUUCAUAUGGUGUAGUGUCUUGGGCGGGCUGACAUGAACUUGGGGCCGGACGCCGUGUGUCUGGACUGUUGUUGGCCGUGUGUCGUAUUUUAGUGUUGGUUCUUCCCGCGAAUCCGGAAUGUUCUGUGCGGCGAGCGAGUAUGUGAAGAGACAAGACAUGUUUCCGCCCUUGACAAGAGAGAAGAGAAGCAAGCAGAAAGGUGAAGUCUGACAUGCACCUACCAACACCCAUUGGCACAGGGAAUACUGAAACAAAGUGAUACGUGCAACACUGAAACGGACGCGCGAGGCACCGGAGCAAGGACAACGUGUUAUUCAUAAUGACCAUUUGAUAUUACAUAGUCUGUGGCACGGAGGAAAAAAACUAGGCGAGCAGUUUCCGGAAGAUUAUAUUUAGAUACUAUGCG